AGGUGUUGUUUAAUAAAUGCCAUUUACGUUGAAUUGGCACGAAACAGGCAGGCACACAACAGGGUAAUAAAUGGAAUUGUCACUGGGCCAUAUAACCAACUUCAGAAAUCUAGCUGGACCAAUAAAUGCUCUGCUUUACAGUAAUAAAGGCCCCGGACAAGACGGCGAAGUAUUUAACGCAUCAAAACGAGCGUAAAACGUGUAAUUUUACCCAUGUGGGCGACUAUUUAAACAUAAACUGUCGGAUUAACUCUUGAUGCUUGAUGGGGAAAAAUCUAAGUGUUGACAAGGGCCAGACUAGAUAGCUUUGCGGGCACUAAAUAGCUUUGCCUGUUGCAAACCGCUGGUCUAAACCAAACAAGAAAAAAUACCGUUUGUAACAGACCAGUAGGUCGUUUCGUAUCAGUGGUUGCUUUCACAAAGUGUUUUUUUGAAGCAAACUUGCAAUACACUUCGGUAACUAAAAUAUGAUUGCCAACAGAUAUCGGAUUUAUCAGUUUGUCCUAAGUUUUCAUCGAAUACCAGAAUGCAGAAAACACUUGAAAGUAAUAAUCCCUGUUUAAUUCCAGGUUGUAUAUACAGCAUUGGUGGAAGAGUACCAGGUCAUCACACCAACCAAGUAGAAAGAUUUGACCCAACAUCAUCAACUUGGUCAUUUGUUGCAUCCUUGAAUGAGGCAAAGAGCUAUGUUGCAGCUGUUGAAAAUGAAGGAAAUAUAUAUGUUCUAGGUGGAAGCGCAAACGGUCACUUGACAACUGUUGAACGAUAUGAUAUUUCAACAAACGUGUGGUCCACAGUAACUCCCAUGUUAACUCAACGUAGCUUCUUCAGUGCUUUUGUGAUUGAUUCAAAUAUCUACGCAAUUGGAGGAAGGAACAGUUCACCAGAAAGCAUGGAGAAGUUUGAUUUCAAGAAGAAUCAAUGGGAGACGAUUGACAUGAAGAACAUGAAUCUGUGGAUACUCGAUGCAGUGAAGAUUAAUUUGAAGUGAUUUGAUUGUAUAUAACAGAGAACACAGUUCCUUGUGUUACCAUUAAAGGACAUGCUAGUAGAUUAUGUUUGCAAUAUUUUUUAUGAAAUUGUAUAAGAUACUUGACGUUUCAUAGGUGCUUGUGUUACCACUGAGUGAAUUUUGUAUACUUCUAUAAUGAGCCCCUACAUUACUUACUGUAAAUAAUUCAUAUAGUUGUCUUAAAUAUAAUUCACAUAUGGCAUUGGGAUUUUCUUAGAACUGAUGCAGAAGAAAUUUCUUUUGAAUGGUUUGGUUUUAUUCAACACCCUAUAAUUGUUUGUAUCAUUUCUAAACGAAUUCUAAUCAUAACACUGAUAUGUAGUCAGAAAAUUUACGCCCUGGUAGAAAAAUCUAUUCUUGGUUGAUGAACAUUUCGGCUGCUUUUCUCAACGGCUAAAAAACAGAGUUUAUAAACCUUACAUCAGUCACGACUCCACAGCCCUGAUUUAGCUUGCUUAUCAUUUAAAGUUAAUUUUUGGCAAAUCAUAGUGGGAUUCUAUAUCCUUGUUAUGUGGAAUUUGUCACCAAUAUCAUAGGUCAUUGGAAGCGAGUGUUAUAUAUAGCCAGUGGUCAGUGAAAAUUAAAUUGAUUUAUUAUUCCUAUUCAGUUUUCAAUGCCAUUCGAUAUUAUCGGGGUAUGAAAUAUUGUCUUGUGCAUUCUUUAAGCGGUUUCUUCAUCAAUUGAAUUCACUUAUCAUUUCUUAAUCAAAAUCCGUGAAUGAAUUGCAAUUUAUAAAUUAGCAGAUGCCUUUUCCGCACAAUAUAAUAUAUUCAAUAUAGUUUUGCUUUAAACAAACCUUUUCCAGUGCUAUCUGUAAAAUACUUAUACAAAAAAUUGCAUUCAUCUCUGUAUGUAUGGAUGUUGUUGUUAUUAAAGUUUAUUUCUGCUUCCAAUAUAUUCGAUGAUGAUUAAUUUUUUUUCAUUUUUGCUGUAUAUUUUAUCGCAUAUAUGCAAUCAAUACUUUACUACCAUGCAUCUAACGCUGAAUUCAAUUCUUCACUUUUUAUCUGUUUUGAAAAUUCACUGCAUUAUCCGCCGCUCUGUCUUUUUAAUCACAUUGUUUGAAUUGAUUACGUUUGAUGCAUUCCAAAUGUUUAAACCUUACAUUGUGAGAGAACUUUAUUAAAUAAACUAACAAAUUAAUGAAUUUAUCCAUUUCUCAAAUUCCAUGUCAAUUUGGAGGAUUGCUUUGGUUUUCAACGAAAAUCUGUUCUUUGAUAUCAAGUGGGAAUUUAUUGCUGUUGAACCUGGAAAAGACGAUUGCA
Molecule: messenger RNA, 2277 nt
Organism: Styela clava
Lineage: Eukaryota; Metazoa; Chordata; Ascidiacea; Stolidobranchia; Styelidae
Source: RefSeq, a predicted model, not a curated record